CAACCCGGAAAAGUCGAAGAUCGUGAUUUUUCUGAUUUAUUUAUAUAAUGUACAUAUACUGUGGAAGCAAACUGGUACAACAGUAGUAGGAAAGCAUCUCCAGUUCGAAGAAAAGAACUCUCAAGUCUGGUCUCAACUCAAGAGUCUGAAGUCUGAAUUCCAACGCUUUGCAGAAAAGAAUUGCUUCACAAUUCCCAAAUCCCUGGGCUAUAGUAGAGUGUUGUUUUUCUUAUCUUGUGCUCUUCAUUAAUAAAUUCGAAUAAUUAAUUCAGCUGCUCCGAUGGAGGAUGACGAUGAGUUCGGAGAUCUCUACACCGAUGUUCUUAGUGCCUUCCCCUCAUCAUCAUCUUCUUCAGUUUUGGUUUCGGUUGCGUCUGCGGCUGCAUCGAAUUUGGCCUCGCAGCCAGCUUCCUGCCGUCCAAUUGAUCUCAACCUUCAAUCCAAAGAUAUGGAUAAUGAUAUUCUCAAUUCUAAUUUGACAACGACGAUGACGUUUAUUGCUGAUGUUGAUGUUGAUGUAAAUCUUGUUGAAAAGCCCUCAGAAGAGAUUGAAGAUGCACAUAAUAAGGUAAUUAAUAAUUCUAGGGUUUUGCAGUCCGCCCAUUCUAAUUCCCUACAGCAUACAGAGAAACAAUUGGAUGAUUUUAGAUUUGAGUUUGAUGACAAACAACAGAAUGCCAAUAGUGAGGAUGAUUUUGGUAUGGAACCUCUCAUACCUGGGCUUAGCACCACCCUUGUAGCUCCCACAGCCGCACUCGCACCCGCACCAACACCUGCUGGCGAUGAAUGGAACAGUGACAGUGAUAGUGAGGAUGAGUUACAAAUUGUGUUGAAUGAGACUGACCAUAACCAUGGCCUUAUGGGUAUGGGUAUGGGUAUGGAUGCCAAUGGAAUGAUGAUUGGGAGCGAUGAUGAGGAUGAUGAUGGUGAAUCGCUUGUCAUACUGGAUGAUCCCGAUGCUGCUGCUACAACUGGAGGUCUUCAAUCUGUUGAGGAGCAAGUCUGGGGAGAUGGAGCUGGCCAAUCUGCAGAAGGCAAAGAAGCUGCGGAUGCUUCUAAAGUUAAUAAUGCAGGACUACCAAAUGCUCCCAAGAUUGGUUAUAGCAACUUUGGUUAUCACUCCUUUCAUUCUCAGUUUAAGUAUGUACGACCUGGUGCUCCACUUCUGCCUGGAGGACCUCCUGCUGGUUCAGGAGCAGCCCCUGGUCAAGUUCGUGCCCCUGUCAAUGUUAGCACUAUGGCUGGUCGUGGAAGGGGUGAAUGGAGAUCACCUGGCAUGAAAGGUCCUCCUAUGCAAAAGGGUAUCCAUCCAGGCUUUUGGGGUAGCAAUGUGCUUGGACGUGGUUUGGAAUUCACUCUUCCGUCUCAUAAGACUAUAUUUGAUGUUGAUAUUGAUAGUUUUGAGGAAAAACCAUGGAAAUAUGCUGGUGUAGAUGAAUCCGAUUUUUUCAAUUUUGGCUUGAAUGAGGAGAGCUGGAAGGAACAUUGCAAGCAGUUGGAACUGCUGCGUUUGGAAUCUACAAUGCAAAGUAAAAUUCGGGUUUACGAGAGUGGGCGUGCAGAACAGGAGUAUGAUCCUGAUAUGCCUCCCGAACUUGCAGCAGCUGCUGGAAUUCAUGACUCUACAGCUGAAUAUGUGGAAACUGCUAAACCUGAUGUUGAAAUUGGUGACCUGGAUAAAGGAUCUGCUCGUGUGCUGCCACCAUUGCCGACUGGAAGAGCCAUACAAGUUGAAACUGGUUGUGGAGAGCGCCUGCCCUCUGUUGACACUCGGCCACCACGCAUUCGUGAUUCAGAUACAGUUAUCGAGAUUGUUUUGCAGGAUUUGGAUGAUGGUAACGAUACCAAAGAGCAUCAAGGUAACGAUUCUACUAAAGAGGAUGAUCAGGUGGAUGUGGUUGAUGAGGAUGAUCCUCAGUGUGAGAAUGAAUAUAUAGAUGUUUCCCGGAGAACAUCAUCAAGUGUAAUUUCUUGUGCUGAUAUGGAUGAGAAAGAGGACAGAUCUGCACCUGAAAGAGCCCCAAGUGAUCACUAUCCUGGUUCAAACAGCCAUGCUUCUGAAAAUAUUGCUUCACCAAAUGAGGAGAGAUGGAUGAAGGAAAAGGCACAUCAGAGUUCUCCUCAGAUGUCUUCAGGUGACAGUGCAUUAGAUAAAAGAUCACUUGAUUUUCAAAGGGAAGAUUCUAUCGGAAGUAUGGAAGCUGAGCAUAGUCCUGAACUGUCAUCUGCCACUCCUUUGGAGGAUGCUCGAGAAGGAAGUUUGGAAGGGAAAUCUGUUGUUGCUGAAGAUGUUCCAGGUUAUGUAGAGUCUGGUAAAAGUACUGAUGACAUUAAUAUGGCUGUUACUGGUAAUAGCUCCAAGCACAAGCAUAGCGAUUAUUCCCCUAAACAACAAAAACUAAGUUCUCAAGCUGAGCCACCAGAAACUAUUGACGUUGAAGAACGGGGUGAGUUCAAGGCCUCCAGAAAUAGUGACAACAGUAAAACGACUGGAAACGGCAGAAAGUAUCAGAAGUGGCAUGAAGUGAUUGAGGAGGAAAUUACGCAAAAUGGCCGAUCCACUUACCAGGGUGAUGCCAAGAGGAAUCAUGGUGAAGCUGGACAUGAUUUGCGGAGAAAGGACCGUGAUGGAAGAAUUGAGAUAGAAAGCAAUUACAUGUUAGCAAAACGAAAGGAGGAUUAUUUUUCUCAUAGAGACUGGGAUCCUCAUUCGGCCAAUCUUUUUCAUGCAAAAUCAGAGAGUAGUGAUAGGAGGAAAGAGAAGGAAUACUCUGAAGUUAACUGGCAACGACGAGAUGGCGAUCCACACGGACGUAGGAUCUGGGCUGAAAAUUCUUGGAAGGAACGUGCUGAUGAAACAGUAUCCAGGCGUAGGGUUAAUGUCAGUGAACUUGAUAGAAGUGACAAAGAUGAAUAUCUUCAUUCAAGAAACGUUUUGGAUAAUGGCAUCUGGAGAGGUUAUCACGACAAAGAUGCAGGGUUGCGGUAUAGGGAAAAGGAUGAUGCUUCAAAGAGUCGGCAUGAGAUCUUAGACGAUCGUCAUGGUAAAAGAAGGAAGGAUGAUGAGAAUUUAAGAACAAAUCUUUUUGAAAAAGACGAUAGCUUUAUUUUUCACAGAGAUGGCAGCAGUAAUCGUAGGAAGCGUGAAAGAGAUGUGCUUUGUAGUCAACUUAAGCGAGAGGAUCAGUCACAGAUUAGAGAGAAGCUGGAUGACCAUCAAUCUAGUCGGCUCAAGGAUGAAAUUUGGAUGCAGAAGGAGAGGGGUGAGCAGCAAAGAGAUAGAGAUGAAUGGUAUCGAGCUAAACAAUCCUACGAGGAAAUUUUACCCAGAAGGGAGAGAGAAGAUGGACGACCUCGUAUUAGGAGCAGCAGAAAUGUCGAAGAAAAGACCCGGGCCAGCCAUAGCCAUUCUCGUGGAGGAGAAUAUUUUAAGGGCCAUGACAAAGACACAGGGAGGCAUGUUGAACAGAUAAAGAGGAGAGAUCGGGUCGAGGAUCUUGGUGUGCAGCAUAGAGGUGAGGAUGUUUAUGUACGAGGAAAUCAACUUGUUAAUGAGCGAAAGAAUUCAAGGCAAGAAAAGUCCAGUUCUUUAAACAAUUGUGUUGCUGAUGCCCCAAGCAGCCUAAGGUUGCAUGAAAAAAAACAUAAAGAAAAUCUUAAAAAGCCUAGAGAUUCUGAAAGCCAAAGGUUGCAUGAGGAAGUUUCGUUAGGGAAAUCCAAGAAACAUCAAGGGCAUAAAAACAAAACAAAUGAGCUGGCUGAUGUGAAGGGCAAAAGUGAACAAGAGCAUGAUAUUCCAUUGCAAAAUCUUGCUAGAGAAGGUCGAGAAGAUGUUUCUUCCGAUGAUGAGCAACAUAAUUCUAAGAGAGGGCGAUCAAAGCUAGAACGUUGGACAAGCCAUAAAGAAAGAGAUUACAAUUCUUACUCAAAGUCAUCAUCCUUAAAGAACAGGGAGAUCAGAAAGGAUAAGCACACUGGCUUUGGCUCGUCUUCUGGAGCUCAUGAUGAAGCUGUAAAGAAGGUUAAGGCUGGUGAUAGUAAUCAGCCAUUUGCUGGUGGAAAAGAGGAUGGGGUUUUAGAGGGAAAGGGUGGAGAUCAAAGACCAAUGGAUUGUCACCAUCUAGACACAGUUGAGAAAUUAAAAAGGCGGAGUGAGCGUUUUAAGCUUCCGCUGGCGAGUGAAAAAGAUCCACCGGCAAUCAAGAUGGAGAGUGAAUCCUUGCCUACCUCUCAGAACGAUAUGCCCACAAGUGUUGAAGUCAAACAGGAGCGGCCGCCCAGGAAAAGAAGGUGGAUUAGUAGCUAAAAGCGCCUGAUAGCUGUAUCUGGGUAUUAAACUUGGCUCGUGUAUUAGUGCUGCCACUGUAUGCCAAAAGCUUUUUCUAUGUAAUUUGUAAAUCCUGAGUCCUGAGGGUAGCAAAAACUGAAUCUGAUUCUGUCAUUGAUAGUAUUGGUUGCACAACAUUGUGUAUUUUGCUUCCAAAUUGUGAUAUCAUGUAUGCAACAUCAGUGCAAAGCAUCGCCAGUUGAUCGAACAACCCCAUGCACGGCUGCAGCAUAGCUGGAGAAGAAGCUUAGUGGCAUUCAAGAUGUAGGUGAACCAGAAACUUCUCUCGGAUAAGCAGCUUAUGAGAUCUAUUUUCUGUACUUUAUUGUAUUUCCUCAAUCAGUUGUUCACGCGCACGGUGACAUUAAUUAUUUUGUUUCGUGAGCAUAGCAUACUACUAAUACACAUUUGAUAGUUUCUUAUACAGAAAACAAAACUAGUUUUACUGGAAAUGAUACACUAAUACGAUUGUUAGCACUCCCUUUUUGUAGACAUGUUUACAUUUACAAGUGAAUAUACAUGAAAAAUUUAUUCAGUUUCUUUUACCCAAAUAAUUUUUACAAU
Amaranthus tricolor (Joseph's coat) is the source of this 4891-nucleotide messenger RNA. Its product is annotated as FIP1[V]-like protein. The record is from RefSeq and is a predicted model, not a curated record. The transcript is spliced from 9 exons. Gene Ontology annotation, biological process: mRNA processing. The coding region runs from base 281 to 4306 and encodes 1341 amino acids. NCBI's taxonomy places the organism in Eukaryota, Viridiplantae, Streptophyta, Magnoliopsida, Caryophyllales, Amaranthaceae.